AUUUAAGAGUUUAUCAAUUAUGGUAACCUAGUGUUUCCUUCUCCCCUCCUAGUUUCCCCUUCCCUGUUUUUUGUUGUUGUUUUGAUUAUUCUCUAUUUCAUAAAUGAUGGCUAUUCCAUCACAAUGUUCAUUGGAAUUACAUACAGAUUCAUCAUCUCAUCUAUUAACUAAACCAACUACACAUAUUACAAAUAAUGAUUAUUUAUCUUAUUCAAUAAAUCCAAUGAUCGAAUCAAUAAUUGAUUCAUCAAAUAUUGAUCAAUUGACUAUAAAAUCAAUAAAUCAUCAUCAUACUAAUAAUAAAUCAAUAUCAUCGAAUUCUACAAAUGAUUGUCCUAUAGAAACACAAUUAUAUAAUGAAGAAGAGAAAAUUUUAACACAAUGUUUAAUCCAUAAUGAUAAUCAUAAUAAUACUACUAUUAAUAAUAAUAAUACUACUAAUAAUAGUAAUCAAUUAUUAAAUGAUGAUUUAUUAUUAAAUGAAUUCUAUUAUGAUCAUGAUCUAUUACAUAAUCCAUAUUUAUAUAAUACAUAUUAUGAUAUUGAUUAUGAUUUAACUGGAAUGACACCAUUCAAUCAUUCAUCAUUAAUGAAUAAUACAGGUUUAACAAGAUCUACAAGAAAAAUUGAUAAUGAUCCAACUAUUUUAUUAACUUUAUUAAAAUGGGCACGUAUUGGUUCAAAUCAAUUUCAUGGUGAUGAUGAUCAAAUUGAUCGAAUGAAUUAUCAAUAUACAAGUGUAUUAUUAUUAAUUUUAUUAACAUUAACUGGAUUUCGACAAUAUUUAUCUCAUCUCCCAUUACAAUGUUGGAUACCUCAAGAAUUUUCACGUAGUUGGGAAGAAUAUGCUGAACAUUAUUGUUGGGUAACAAAUACAUAUUUUGCUAAUGUUCAAUCAGCUAUUCCACCUGUUAAUAAUCGUACAACAGUUGUACGUUAUUAUCAAUGGGCUACAUUUGUAUUCAUAUUACAAGCUGCUGGAUUUUUUCUACCAUGUCUUAUUUGGAGAUUACUUCAGAAUCAUUCAGGAUUUCAUGUUCAACGAAUAAUGCGUAGUGCAAUUCGUUUAAAUUGUGCUGAACCAGAUUCAUCACAAUUAAUUACAUAUGGAUUGGCACGAUAUAUUGAUAAUGUUAUUUAUCAUAGAUCAUAUAAACAAUGGCGUGUUCAUUCACCAAAGAUAAAGUCACAUUUCAAACAUAAAUCAUCACAGAAUAAUUCUAUGAUCAAAUCCACUCAAACGUCUACUUCUCAUACAUCAUCCUCUACAACAUUGACAUCAACAUCACAUGAUAUUGGCACUGAGACAAAACUUGUUAAAUUUGAAAAUGAAUCAUUGCCAACAAAACAAACAUCAUAUCCAUGUAAAACUUUAACAAAUGAAUCUACGGUGUCAAGAAGUUAUAAAAAACAACCUGCACCACAACCGCCAGUAACCACCACCAAUUCUACUACUGCUACUACUACUAGUACUACUACAAUUACUACUACCACCACCACCACUACUACUACUACUACUACUACUUCCACAACUACUGUUAUUACUACUAAUACUACAACUGCAGCUGUUAUGGUCACUACAAAAAAUUCUUUAAAAGUAAACUCUGAUCAAAUCAUUUAUACAUCUAGUCCUAUAUUAAAAUCUACAUCUAAUGUUACACAAUCAAAAUGGAAUUCUUUAUCAUCAAAACAAAAUGAUCAUAGAAAAUUCUAUUCACCUAUAUGUAAUACAUGUGGAUUAUGUUUUAAUAAUUUAUCAAUAAUCGAUAAAAAAAUAAAAACAAGAUCAAUUCAAUCAUUAGUAACUACUUCUACAAUAACAGAAAUAUCACCACCGCCACCAUCAUCAUCAUCACCACCACCACCAACAACAACAACGCCAACCGAGUUAACAACCGGUGCAAGAUUAUUCAACUCAAAGAAUAAUUCAAAAUUACAAACUUCUCAAUUAACAGUGAAUCGACCUCAACAAAAAUCAUCAUCUUCAUCCUCAUCUUAUUGGUCAUAUUAUAAUAAUAAACAACAAUCAAUGAAAUCUAAUAAACAAUCAUUAUUACAUAAUUAUAAAUCUAAAUCUAAAAUAUUUUCUAUUAAAAAUACAUGUUAUCAAUUAAUAUAUAAUUUAUGGUUAUUUUUACGUUGUUUCUUAACCUUAUUAUGUUUAUUACCAACAUGUUUAUUUCAUUGGUUGCUAUGUGGUAACGGUGUUAGUGGUGGAGGUGGGUAUGGUGGGAUUGGUGGUGGUGGUGGUAAUCAAAAAAUUAAAAAAAUUCAACGUAGUCAUAGUUUUUUAUUUUAUUUAUAUGUUACUAUCAAAUUAUUAUAUUUAAUAAAUAUAAUUGGACAAUUAUAUUUAAUGCAAAUAUUUCUUGGUGUAAAAUCAUAUUUUUUUGGUAUCUAUGUAUUAAAAGAUUUAAUUUAUGGGAAUAUAUGGAGUGAAACAGGACAUUUUCCACGUGUAACCUAUUGUGAUUUUGAAGCGAAAAAAUUAGGAAAAAAUUAUAAAUAUACUUUACAAUGUGUAUUACCAUUAAAUUUAUUUUUAGAAAAAGUUUAUGUAUUUUUAUGGUUUUGGUAUUUAUUUAUUGGUUUAUUAACAUUUUAUAGUUUAAUCAAAUGGUUAUUACGUUUAACUAUACCUAAAAAACAAAUCAAAUUUAUUAAAAAAUUUUUAUAUUCAUAUCAAUCAAUUAAUCAAUCAAUAAAUCAAUCAAUCAAUUUAAAUCAAUUUAAAUUAUUUAUAAAUCAAUAUUUAAAUCUUGAUGGUAUAUUUGUUUUAUGGUUAUUAUCAAUGAAUAUGAAUGAUAUUAUGAUGAAUGAUUUAAUUAGAAUAUUAUGGAAUUUAUUUUUAACAAGAUUAUAUACAAUACAAUCAAUCACUAUAUCAAAAAUCAAUAAUCCAUUAAUGAAUUCAAUGAAUGAACAUCAAAAAAAAUUCUCUUAUUUAUAUCAAUCAAUGAAUAGAAAUCAAUCAAAUGUAUUAAUAAAAUCAAUAAUCAAUGAACAAAAUGAUAAUAAUAAUAAUAAUAAUAAUCAAUUAUCUAAUUAUCAUUACAUUACAUCAUUGAAGAAAUAUCCAAUUACAAAUUAUUCAAAAUCAUUUCUAUCUAAUGAUCAUAUUGAUCCUAUAUUCUAUUUAAAUAAUAAUAAUAAUAAUGAUCCUUUAUUAUAUUCUAAACAAUUUCAUUCAUGUUGCCAUCCAGUAACUAAGUAUGGGGAAACAAUGAAUGUUACUAAUCAUAAUAGUAAUAAUAAUAGUGAUAAUAAUAUUAAUAAUAAUAUUAUGAACACUUGUCAUUCAACAGAUAUAUUUGAAAGUUCCGAUAGCAUUGUAUAACACAUACAUAUUCAUCAUGAUGAGUUUUUGUGUAUGUUUGUGUCUGUGUGAAUUUUAUAUAAAAUAAAACAUAUGCUCAUUUGUGACUGGCUUCAAGAAGUAUUUCAUGAAGGUUUGAUGAGAAACAGUGAUCAGUGGAGUUUAACUGUAUCUAUUAUGAGAUAGUAACUCAUUGAUGAGAAUGGUAGAUGUGUC
Molecule: messenger RNA, 3532 nt
Organism: Schistosoma margrebowiei
Lineage: Eukaryota; Metazoa; Platyhelminthes; Trematoda; Strigeidida; Schistosomatidae
Source: the annotation of a GenBank genome assembly